AAUUGUCAUCAAUAUCAUCAUCAUGCAUCCUCAGGAGCGCCUCCGAUACGAGGCCAUCGUCAACGACUACUACCGUAACGCCGCUCCUAGAAACACCGACGAUGGAUGGCUGCUUCUCCCUGAAGUGCCAGACACUCAGGAGAUGUUGCGCCCUCUAGUCAGUGACGACUUACGCGUGCCCCACAAUCAGAUUGACGGCAAUUGGCCGUCCAAGUAUGACCAUCUCACCGCGCAGUACGAAUUCCUCCGCGAGGAAUCAACCUUUGCCCUCCGGCGCGCCAUAGGCCUGAUGCGUGAGCAUCCCCAUCUCUCAGAACUGGACCACAGAGACAUCUCACCCGGCAUCGGAAUCUAUGAAAAGGCAUUCGCUGUAGGCAUCAUCCUCUGCAGACGCGGUCUGGGCGUGAGAAUGUGUUUCUCCACCUUCCGCGCUGGAGUCAAGAUUGACUGGAUCACUUCCAAGCGCCUCACCACAGGCUCACUUGUUGCUCUGUCCCCUGCCUCGGACAAGUUCCAGAGGAAGAUCACCAUCGCAGUCGUCGGUGCUAGGACUCAGGAGCUUCUCAACCAAACCCCUCCAAAGGUUGAACUGUUCUUCCCUCGCCCUGAGGAGACUAUCUUCGACCCAGGCGAGGAGUAUGUCUUCCUCGAGGAAACGUCUUCCUUCUUCGAAGCCAUGCGACACAAUAUGCUUUCUUUGCAGCGGAUGACCAGGGAAGAGUCUCCACUACAGGAGUACAUCGUCUCACCUGCAGGUGUUCACACUGUUCGCGUGCCCGACUACGUGGUGCAGGACCCUCACAUGAAUCUGAGCUUUGCUACGGAUGAGGACGUCGACCAUCAAUACGACGUUGUCAAUCGCCCUAUGCCCAAAGAUGCCGCUCUGCUUGACGAAUCCCAGAUGGACGCCCUCCGUCAGAUUUUGACGAGGGAGCUCGCCUUGAUUCAAGGCCCUCCCGGAACAGGAAAAACCCACGUGUCCGUCAUGGCGCUUCGUGUUAUGCUCCACAAGAUGGAAGAGCAGAGGCAGAGAGCUGGGCCUGGUGUCAUCAUCCCUCCUCUCAUUGUCGCUUGUCAGACCAAUCACGCUCUCGAUCAGUUGCUCCGUCAUGUGGCCGAAUUUGAACCCUCAUUCAUCCGUCUUGGCGGUCGCUCUGCUGACACAGGAGUCGUCAAGAAGCGCACCCUCUUCAACGUCAUGGAGGAGCUGAAGGAAAGCAGUCCUGGAGCAGUCGUUGAUCCACCUGGCUUUCGUUUCGCGAACGCCAGCAUGGCCAGAAUGGAGAAGGAGUGGAAGUCUGCGCUUGCACCCUUCGAUGAGAGCAGACAAGAACCCGGUCCAAUGGAUGAAGACGUGUUCACCGACCAUCUCUCGCCCCAACACAUCGACUCAAUCAAGAAUUCAAAGUUCCAGAGCUCUGAUGUUACAUCUGGAAUCCCACCUAUCGUCAGAUGGCUUGGUCAAGAUGUGUCAUUGACAACUAGCAACCACAAUUGGCCUGCCGAGCAGGAGUUUGGAUUCGAAGAGUUUGAUCAGGAGGAAGAAGAGGUUGAUGAAGCCACUGCUGAGAAGGCUAGAGAGGAUGACAAAAUCGAGAUGCUUCGCGGAACCUACAUUCCUCUUCUCGAUCAUAGUGUUCUGAUGGCCAGCUCGAUCAAAACCCUUUCCGCCAAGGAAGUCAAGAAGAUUUUGACAAGCAGCAAGUUUUCGGAUCUCAACAAGCUGCCUCCUCACUUCCGCCUCGGUCUGUACCAGUACCUCGUCAAUAACGUGAAGCAGAAAGUCGUACAGAAAGCUCGCGCUCUUGCGUGCAGAUGGGCCAAGGAAGUGCAAGACCGAGACCGCGGCAACUUUACAAAGAAGCUCCAGGUCCUCGCCGAUGCCAAAGUUAUUGGUUGUACAAGCACUGGGUUUGCCAAGUAUCGUCCGAUGGUAUACGCACUCAAACCUCGCGUCGUAAUGGUCGAAGAAGCUGGAGAGUGUCUCGAAGCCAACACGAUGAGCAUGUUUCUGCCUUCUCUCCAGCAUCUCAUUCUUGUCGGCGAUCACCAGCAGCUUCGUCCUCGUGCUCAGAAACCUACUCACAACUUCAAGCACUGGGAUAUAUCUUUGUUCGAACGCCUCGCACGCAACACAGUGGACUUCAAGAUGCUUGCAAUCCAAAGACGUAUGCCUCCUGAAGUCAGACGCCUCCUCUGGCCCAUCUAUGGCGACAAGAUCACGGACCAUGAGUGCACUCUCGAUCGUCCUCCGGUCCCUGGACUGAAAGACUUCAAGACCUACCUCUUUCAUCACGAGAAUCACGAAGCUGUGGACAAGUUCAGGUCUACUUACAACCAGCGCGAAGCUCAGCUGGUCGUGGACUUCGUCAACGGUCUGAUUGGUCAUGGUGUGAAGCCGGAAAAGAUCACUGUUCUUACCUUCUACAACGGUCAGCGUCGACUUCUCACGCAAGAGCUCAAGAAGGUCGAGGGCGUGCUGUCCGGUACACGCAUCAAGGUUGUGACUGUUGACUCGUACCAGGGUGAAGAAAACGACAUCAUCGUCCUGUCACUUGUCCGCAACAACUUCAUCAAUGACGUUGGCUUCCUGAAAGUCGCCAACCGUGUCUGUGUCGCACUUUCUCGUGCUAGACAGGGCUUCUUCAUGUUUGGAAAUGUCAAAUUGCUUGAGGAGGCUGGCGGCGAUGAGUGGAAGCAGGUUGUUGCCAUUCUCAGAGGCCAGGGUCCAGUUGAGACCCAGAUCGUCACCGGAACCAGAGUCAUCAACGCCGAGUAGAAACCGCAUGGUGCCAGCAUGAUUGAUUGGUUGAUGGACAUCGGUGGUGUUCAUCUGUAAAUGCUGAUUGGCGGAAUUCAUCGUUAGACCUUUCAUUGGCAAACAUUCAUUGGUAAAACAGUUCAUGAUAAAAUUUUACAAUUUGCUAUGCAG
This is a messenger RNA of Aureobasidium pullulans EXF-150, 2932 nucleotides long. Its product is annotated as P-loop containing nucleoside triphosphate hydrolase protein. Gene Ontology annotation, cellular component: nuclear RNA-directed RNA polymerase complex. Bases 23 to 2779 code for a protein of 918 amino acids. The transcript has 4 exons. Gene Ontology annotation, biological process: regulatory ncRNA-mediated heterochromatin formation. Gene Ontology annotation, molecular function: helicase activity. The record is from RefSeq and is a predicted model, not a curated record. NCBI's taxonomy places the organism in Eukaryota, Fungi, Ascomycota, Dothideomycetes, Dothideales, Saccotheciaceae.